Messenger RNA from Vitis riparia (riverbank grape), 1446 nucleotides. Its product is annotated as transcription factor MYB60. The record is from RefSeq and is a predicted model, not a curated record. The transcript is spliced from 3 exons. NCBI's taxonomy places the organism in Eukaryota, Viridiplantae, Streptophyta, Magnoliopsida, Vitales, Vitaceae. Gene Ontology annotation, biological process: response to auxin. Bases 156 to 1127 code for a protein of 323 amino acids.
AGAGGUUUUAUGAGUCACUCUUAGUAUAUAAACACCCUCACAUGGUGAUAUAAUACUAUUUGAAAGGCACGAAGAGAUAGAUAGAGAGAGAGAGAGAGAAAGACAGACAGACAGAGAGAGAGAGAGAGAGAGAGAGUUUGGGAUGAAAACAAGCCAUGGGAAGGCCUCCUUGCUGUGAUAAAGUUGGUAUCAAGAAGGGUCCUUGGACCCCAGAAGAGGACAUCAUCUUGGUCUCCUAUAUCCAAGAGCAUGGCCCCGGAAAUUGGAGAUCAGUGCCUACAAACACCGGGCUGCUGAGGUGUAGCAAGAGUUGCAGGCUUAGAUGGACUAAUUACCUUAGACCGGGGAUUAAGCGCGGUAACUUCACUCCCCAUGAAGAAGGAAUGAUCAUCCAUCUACAAGCCCUAUUGGGUAACAAAUGGGCUGCCAUAGCUUCAUACCUCCCUCAAAGAACUGAUAAUGAUAUAAAGAAUUAUUGGAACACUCACUUGAAGAAGAAGAUCAAGAAGUUUCAGUCAGCUUUGAGCCCCCAUAUGGCCUCAGAUUCAACCACAAGCACCUGUACUAAUCAUCAAUUUGUACCAAGGAGCUAUGCUGGUGAUGAUCAUCACAGAAGGGGUAGUUCUUUUGAGGUCAUCAAUGGCCAUUCCUCGGCUCACCCGAGCCUAAACAGCCCGAUCUCGACGUAUGCCUCCAGCACUGAGAACAUCUCAAGGCUACUAGAAGGUUGGAUGAGGUCCUCCCCAAAGGCCACCAAGGAGAAACUGUACCAAAACAGCAGCUUGGAAGAAGGUAGUAUCGAUAUGACCGGAAACUCCAUGGCGGUGGCGGCGGUGACUUCUGUCCAGUGUUACAGGCCUAAGUUGGAGCAAGGAGGGGGCGAGUUGGUCGCCAACGACGAGUUUGAGUCCAUUCUUGAGUACGAAAACCUGAAUGAUGAUCAUCAUCAGACUACUGAUACUACUAUUCCAAGUGAUGGUCAUGAUCAUGAUCAUGAUCAUGAGAUGAAGAUGGAUCAUGAUCAGAAGAAGCACAACCCUCCUCUAUCAUUUCUUGAGAAAUGGCUCUUGGAUGAAUCAGCAGCUCAAGGAGAGGAGAUGAUGGAUCAACUCUCUCCAAUAUUCUGAUAAAUUAAAGAAAGAAAACCAUUGUAUAUCUUUCUCUUUUUCUUUAUGCUUGAGAUAUAAAAUGAUAAAAAGAAGAAGAAGAAGAAAAAAGGAAAAAACAAAAAAAAAGAAAAAAAAAAGAGAGUUUAAUCUUCUUAGGUUUAAAGGUGAUCUUGUUGGGGUUCUGAAAAGUUGGGAUCUCUUUGCAAAAUGUAACCUUGAAUGUAAUUCUGAGUGAAUUAUCAUCCUGAGUGAACUCAGUUUUCAUGUGCUUUUAAUUAUUUGCUCUAAAAUAGGGGGUAACUUAGUGAUAAUUCUAAUGAAAAUUAUAUUCCAACAA